AUGGAUUCCAACAACGAUCCGAAAGGGAAUCAUAAUUGCGAUCAACGCCAGCGACACUCACGUAAGUCCAAUUCAACGAGUUCAUCGAACCGAAGCGGAAACUCCCAACGUCAACGUUUGCAACUUCGACUACUGGAAGAGGAACGAAAGCUUCGGCUGAAGCAUCAAGAAGAGGAAGAUGCUGCAAGGAAGAAGGCUGCCGAAGAAGAAGACCAAGUCCGUAAGAAACGUAUGGAAGAAGAGCAAAGGUAUUUGAAGGAGAAAUUCGAGCUUCUGAUGGCAGGAACGGAAGGGAGCAAUGAUGGUUCGUGUAGUAUACGGAGCGACACUAGUCGAAAAAGCGAUCCUAACAGUAGGACUAGUAGUCAGAAGGUACGAGAUUGGCUCAGUAGGGAAAGGGACACACAUCAGUCGUCCGGAGUAAACCCAACCAAUCAGACCUUCAAUGGUGUCCAAAGGUCGGCUGUUUCCAAGUCUGCGCAUGAGAAUGCACCAUCAAAUGCAGUUGGUAUAGAUGCGCCAUCCGAAGUGAUCAAGCCCGUCAAUUCGAUUCGAGAUUGCAGAAAUCAGAAAGCUGUGAUCAGGCAAGCACCACCAAAUUCAUCCACUCCACAGUUCUCACAAGAGCAUAUUAGUCCGUCGGAGGCUCUUGGACAGCGAACAUCCAUCUCGCGCAUCCCAAUGGAUAUUUCCGAGUAUGGUCCGACUGCUCAACGAAACGCAAAUCCUGCAGAGUCACAGUAUUAUAAUCGAGAUCAAUCAUCCGAUAACAUCCAACAGGUUGGUCCAACUCCGGUGCAAAUUGCGGCACGUCAGGUUAUGCCAAGAGACCUACCGAAAUUUUCCGGAGAUCCGGAAGAUUGGCCAAUGUUUUUCAGUGCGUUCCAGAACACUACAACAGCAUGUGGUUAUUCCGACGUAGAAAACUUGGCGAGACUUCAACGUUGUCUGGAGGGUGCUGCCUUGGCGGCGGUCAAAAGCCGUCUGCUGUUGCCUGGUUCAGUUCCACACGUUAUCAGCACGCUGCAGAGAUUAUUCGGUAGACCAGAGAUAAUAAUUCACUCUCUUCUCAACAAGCUAAGAGAUGUUCCGGCACCCAAAGCGGAAAAUCUCAAAUCCGUCAUCGAAUUUGGAUUAGCUGUUCAGGAUUUGGUGGACCAUAUGCAGCUGGCCAGAUUAGACGAACAUCUCUGUAACCCUAUGUUACUGCACGAGCUAGUUGAAAGGUUACCAGCAGUCUAUAAGAUGCAAUGGUCGGCGUACAAACGAGCGAGCCCGAUUGUAAAUCUGGCGACUUUCGGCACCUUUAUGUCGGAUCUGGUGAACACAGCAACGGAUGUAACACUGCCAGAUCUUUCAGCAUCAUCAUCCAAAUCGACAAGAUCAAUGGGUCCCCGCAAUAAAUCGAAAAUAUUCGUACACACCGAAGAAACCCCGGAAGGAGAAGAGGAGACACAACGAACAUCGGAAGAAUCGGGAAAAAGAUGCUCAUAUUGUUCGAGAGCGGAUCAUGAAAUUCAGGGUUGCUCACGGUUCAAGACUUUGCACAACGAUGAUCGAUGGGCAGUAAUGCGUCAAAACGGACUGUGCAGAAACUGUCUAAUCCCACAUCGAAAAUGGCCGUGUCGCUCCGGGAAAGUAUGUGGCAUCAACGGAUGCCGCCUUAGACACCACGCACUUCUACAUGCCUACGAUGUCGAGGUCCUGGGAGCCCAGGCAAGAUCAGUUGAUAACGGCUCCAGAAAUGCUUCGAUAGUACACCAAAAUAUGCACCAUGUGUUGCCGACGAUACUAUUCCGGUAUCUGCCUGUCUUUAUAGAAGAUACGAAUGGAAAGUCGGUGCGAACCUACGCCUUCCUCGACGAUGGUUCAUCGUCAACGUUGAUAGAGGAAGGAAUAGCGGCUGAACUGGGAAUAAAUGGCCCUACGGAUACACUCUGGCUCAGCUGGACAGGAAAUGUGAGCCGAGAAGAAAGAGGCUCAAAACGUGUCUCGAUUAUGAUCUCCGGACGCGGGAUGGAAACUCGCUUCCAGUUAAACAACGUUAGGACCGUUCAAAAGCUGGAUCUACCACAUCAAACAUUACAGUACGACGCGCUCAAGGAUGCAUAUCCUCAUCUGCGCGGUUUACCAGUUGCGAGCUACUCGAAAGCGACUCCAGGAAUCAUCAUAGGUAUGGAGCACGCCCGGCUGUUGGCGACAUUAAAAAUUCGAGAAGGAAAUGCUGAUGACCCAGUUGCAGCAAAGACACGAUUAGGCUGGUGUAUAUACGGUAAACAGUUCUGGUCGGAUAAAUCGGUAGAACAUCUGAACUUGCACUCUUCUCUUGGGAAUCGAGAACUACAUGAGCAAAUGAAGGGAUUCUUUGGAAUCGAGGAAGCAACCAUCACGGUGAAACCGGAGGCUGAUGACGAUAAGCGAGCAAGGCAGAUCAUGGAGACUACAACGCGAAGAGUUGGUAAAGCCUUUGAGACAGGGCUUUUAUGGAGACACGAGGAAGUCUGUUUUCCAGACAGCUACAGGAUGGCGGAAAAGCGAUUGGUGCAACUAGAAAAACGACUCAACAGAGACCCAGCCCUCAAGGAGAAAAUUUGUUGUCAAAUAGAAGAGUACGAAAGGAAAGGAUACGCACAUCGCCUAACCGACGAAGAAAUACGAUCAUCGGAUCCGAAACGCAUUUGGUACCUACCUCUUGGGGUGGUACAGAAUCCUAAAAAGCCGGAAAAGGUCCGUCUAAUUUGGGACGCCGCAGCUCGAUCCAGUGGAGUAUCGUUAAAUGACAUGCUCCUCAAGGGCCCGGACCUAUUGACAUCCCUCAUAUCAGUUCUCUUCAGAUUCCGCCAAAGGGACAUUGCCAUCUGUGGAGACAUUAGAGAAAUGUUUCACCAGAUAAUCAUACGUAAUCUGGACAAACAAGCACAACGAUUUCUCUGGAGAAGUUCGCCUGAUAGUUCACCACAAUGUUACGUCAUGGAUGUAGCAACGUUUGGAGCCACAUGCUCACCUAGCUCAGCACAAUUCAUCAAGAACAAGAACGCUGAGGAGUUCGUCGAACAGUAUCCGGCGGCAACAGAGGCCAUCAUCAAGGGUCAUUACGUUGAUGACUAUUUGGACAGCGUGGACACCGUUAUGGAAGCAGUUCAACUGUGGAAAGAUGUGAGAUACGUCCACGCUCAAGGAGGAUUCGAUAUGCGUAAUCUUAUCAGCAAUUCUCCCGAAGGGAUGCAGCUUGUUGGUGAGAAAGGCAGUACAGCAACCAAAUCCAUGAACCUGGACAAGCCUGAGGAGAGCGAACGAGUUCUUGGUAUGGUAUGGAAACCCAAAAUCGACAUGUUCACCUACGACACGACACUAAGGCCGGAUAUUGCCAAACUGAUUGCGGAGCAGUCGGUUCCUACGAAACGCCAAGUUCUCUGUACCGUUAUGUCACUUUUUGAUCCACUCGGAUUAAUAGCAAACUUUGUGGUACAAGGAAAAAUCCUAAUGCAAGAUAUUUGGCGAUCAGGAACCGAUUGGGAUGAGGUAAUAGCUGAAAAUUUGCACGAAAAAUGGAUCAAGUGGAGUAAUUGCCUGACGGAAAUGGGAAGUGUCCGGAUUCCCAGAUGUUUCUUCAGUGGAGCAAGCCGUAGCGCCAUGGAUGGUAUGCAGAUUCACGUUUUUGUAGAUGCUAGCCCAGAAGCCUAUGCUAGCGUUGCAUAUUUGAGGAUCAUCGAUAAAGGAGUUCCCCGAUGUGCAUUGGUAGCAGCAAAGUCUAAAGUAGCACCCUUGAAGCCGCUCUCCGUCCCUCGUCUCGAGCUGCAGGCGGCGCUGAUUGGCAGUCGUUUGGCAGACACUAUUUGCAAGUACUUGAAUCUAUCCGUGAAGCAACGAUUCUUUUGGUUGGACUCAUCAACUGUAUUAGCCUGGUUGCGUUCAGAUAGUCGUCGCUAUCAUCCGUUUGUAGCCUUUAGAGUUGGCGAAAUUCUGAGCCUCACCGCUGUCAACGAGUGGCGGCAUCUGCAAUCAAAAUACAACGUAGCAGACGAAGCUACAAAAUGGGGAUCAGGCCCAAGUUUUGACCCGGAGAAUCGAUGGUUCAGUGGUCCGCCGUUCUUGAAAAAAGAGGAAGAGUACUGGCCUACACAAUCGGCUUCUAUAGAACCCGUGACCGAGGAGUUACGCAAAGUAUACGUUCAACACCACCUGAUUAACCAACCACUAAUUGACGUGACUCGCUUCUCUAAGUGGCAAAAACUUCUUCGUACUACUGCAUUUGUAUUGAGAGCUGCCAAGAAGUUCAAAAAGCAGCAGGUGCCAGCGUGGUUGUCCAGCGAAGAAUACUGUAAGGCGGAAAAUCUACUAUGGCGGCAGGUUCAAACGGAAAGCUAUCCAGAGGAGUACGCUACGUUGCACCAUAAUAUGGAGAAUCCGGAUCAACCAAGACAGCUGAACAGGUCAAGUUCUCUACUGCAGCACUCCCCAUAUCUCGAUGAUGCAGGAAUUAUGAGAAUGGAUAGUAGGAUAACGGCAGCACCCAACACAUUUUUCAAUGCAAGGCAUCCAAUUAUCUUGCCUAAGAAUCAUCGUCUAACGUAUCUGCUCGUGGACAGUUUCCACUGUAGAUUUCUCCACGGAAACAGCGAAACAAUACUGAACGAGAUACGACAACGGUUUUCAAUUUCAACUCUACGGAGCCUGGUGAAGCGUGUUUCCAAGGAUUGCCAGAUUUGUCGUAUUCGUAAGGCCACCCCACAACCUCCCAAGAUGGCUCCACUUCCUGUGGAAAGAUUGAUGUCGUUCAUCCGACCCUUUACAAAUACAGGCAUCGACUAUUUUGGUCCAGUCACAGUCAAAAUUGGGCGCAGCAACGUCAAACGAUGGGUUGUUUUAUUUACCUGUCUUUCUGUUUGUGGCUCGCCGAGGUGCACCUGA
This is a messenger RNA of Aedes albopictus (Asian tiger mosquito), 4911 nucleotides long. RefSeq lists its product as uncharacterized. NCBI's taxonomy places the organism in Eukaryota, Metazoa, Arthropoda, Insecta, Diptera, Culicidae. The transcript is spliced from 4 exons. The coding region runs from base 1 to 4911 and encodes 1636 amino acids. The record is from RefSeq and is a predicted model, not a curated record.